AUGAAGUUUGCAAAACAGCUCGGGCUCCGGAGUAUCCCCAGCUGGGCUCCUUACUACUUGGACUAUAAGUCUCUGAAGCAUUACAUCAAGACCUCGUUCAAAAGUCUUGCUGGGCCAUUAGAGCCACUCGAGAGCGUGGAUCAAGAAGAUCAGGAGCAGCUAUCCAAGGGCGAGACGGAUCAGAAUGUUGAGCACGAGAUCACGAUCAGCAACCCUCCCGGAAGCGCAAAUGCCGCCAUGGAUGCCGACAAGGUCAUUCCUGCCGCUGGAGAUCAGGAGACAACCUUGAUAACUACCACUACCAAUAAGGAGGACGAAGACGGGCAGAAGAAUGGAGUGGCCGGCGCCGAGGACGCAACUAAGGAGGCCAGAGUCAUUGUCAUUGUGGAGGGAUUCAAGGCGCUGCUGUGGGCAGAGCUGGAAAAAGUCAAUGCGCGGUACGAAGCUCAGGAGCGCGUUGCGAGUGUCAACUUGGAGCGACUGCACGCCAGCUGGCGAGCAAACUUUAGUCCCGCUGAGCUGAAGCAAUGGCGAAGCGACCUUACAGUCUUGAUCCUCAAUCUGGAGUAUCUUCUCGAGUUCAGCCAGACCAACAUUACCGGGUUCAAAAAGAUAAUCAAAAAGUUUGACAAGCACUACAGCAGCUAUCAGUCCUCGGGCCAGAUCUCGUCUCCCGCUUCGUCAUUCAACGCCACCGAGCAGGACAACGGCAACCAGGAUGCAGAAAAAGCGAUCACCUACCCUUUGGCGUCCUCGAUCGAAUCGGAUAACCUUAACAUGUUCAGCGCUCUUGGUAUCCAUGGGCGAAGUACGCCUACGAUCUACUUGCCUCGCAAUUAUCCAGAGCCGGCCAAGAGCCUUCAUCCCGACGCACCAUUCAUUCAACAUGUGCACUCGCCCAACACUCAUGCCAAGAGUGUAUUCUACCACCAUUAUUAUGGUGGAAUCUCGGCUGUCAGUCUCGAGUUUUGGAAAAUGGUGACAGAGCGAACGUUUGCCAAGAGCGAGAAGGAUGAACGCCUCCUGACAGAAGCCAGGAUACUCUGGAGAAAACGCACGCCUGUUGUGCCUGAACAUGUCUCGCCACACCUCGAUCUGAAGGACUACCCCGUCUGGGACAAUUUGGACCUAGGGUGCCUUCCUCCAGGGCGACUAACGCGUCUGUGGGUCGUACUUGCAGAGGAUGCAAUGAGCAGCCCUAUUAAAGUGCCCAUCUUGGUUGCCAAGGGUGUUCGUCCUGGACCUGUCGUGGGCUUGACUGCAGCAUUGCACGGAAACGAGUUGAACGGCAUUCCUUUGACGCACCGGCUUGUGCUCCAGGAGAUCCAGUGCCAAGCAUUGCAUGGAAUCGUAGUUGCUGUCCCUGUCGCCAAUGUACCUGGAUAUCUGGCAGGGCAGCGUGGAUUCAGCGAUGGCACAGACCUGAACCGCUUGAUGCCAGGGAUCAUUCGCCACUUUACACACUUGAUCGACCUUCAUACGGCAUCCAAGGGUCGCGUGAAUUCGCUUUAUGUCCGCGCCAACAUGCAGAACACGAUCACGCGCCACAUGGCUCGACUUCAAAAUCCGCAGAUCAUUGUCCACAACACCUCACCUGACGGGUCCCUGCGUGGAGCAGCGAUGCAGGAGUACAAUAUCCCGGCUAUCACAGUCGAGAUUGGAGACCCAUCUCGGUUCCAGAAGCGGUUUGUCAAGAGUGCUAUUCUGGGAGUCACCAACAUUUUGAGCCAUCUCAAGAUGAUUGAGGACGAGCAUGUGGUCCAGGACUAUGAGCCUGUCGUGUGCGCUAAGAGUUACUGGAUCUUCACCAGGGGUGGUGGAAUUCUGAACGUGUUGCCGGAUGUGAACACUUGGGUGCGCAAGGGCGAAUUGAUUGCAACGCUGCACAAUAUCUUUGGCGAGGAGGAGCACCGGUACUUUGCGCCCGAGGAUGGCAUUGUUGUGGGCAAGUCCGUGGACCCGGUCUGCCAGAGCGGUUGUCGCAUCUUGCACCUCGGAGUUGUCAGCGAUCGAUUCCCGGAAGGCAGGAUAGACGACGGACACCAGUAA
Gamsiella multidivaricata is the source of this 2049-nucleotide messenger RNA. RefSeq lists its product as uncharacterized. The record is from RefSeq and is a predicted model, not a curated record. Gene Ontology annotation, molecular function: hydrolase activity, acting on ester bonds. The transcript is spliced from 8 exons. NCBI's taxonomy places the organism in Eukaryota, Fungi, Mortierellomycota, Mortierellomycetes, Mortierellales, Mortierellaceae. Bases 1 to 2049 code for a protein of 682 amino acids.